AUGGCAUCCAGAGCAGAACGCAGACAAAAGGCUAAAGAAGAGAAAAAGGCACAAAAGAAGGCUAAUAAGGACCAAGUGAAGGCUGCUAUUGCCGCUCACCGUCCUAGUAGUGAAGACAUCCGUCCAGAUGAUGCGAAAGCCAACGAUGAGACCGAUAAGGGCGUCGAACAACAGACGAAGCCAAAGACGCAAGAGCCGCCUGUCACUGCAGAGACCAAGACACCGUCAGAGGCUCCUAAAGCGCCCGAAAAGAUGGAUAAAGAGCCUGUUAAGAAGGAUGCCACGCCCAUAGAAGCAUCAAGGCAAGACAUUACAAUGAAGGAGGAAGAGAACAAGAAGCCAGAACCAAUUGCAAAAGAGCCAUCACCACCUGUAGCAUCCACAAAGCAACAACAAUCAGCAGCAUCAGUAGCAGCGACAAAGCAGCAGGCAGAACCGCUAACAGAAGAAAACCAUCCAGAGCCCGUUGCGAAGCAACCUGGACAAACGCCACCGCCCACGGAUAUGCCAUCGACACAUGAGCCCGCUGGAUCUACUGCGGGCAAAAGAGUUCCUGAGACUGUAGCUGAAACGGAGGAACCCAAAUCAAAUCAAAAGAAGCAGACAUCUCAACAGAAUAAAACCGAAGGCAAGGAAGCACCCGCAGAAAAGCCUAGUCAAGAUACCUCACGGCAACAUCGCAAGGAGCCAUCUGCUGGAGAAGGCACUGGAGCUGGUGUAGCACCAGCAGAGCCGACAACGGCAAAGCCAACAACGACAACAACGACUCCUGCUAAUGUUGCUAUCACUACCAAUGAUACUGCAACAAAGAAGACGGAAGAAGUCUCCAAGCAAGAAUCUGGAUCUCCUUCAGCCACUGCUACCGACAGUGCUGAUCCCGGUGCUCGGAAUAAGGACCUACCAGUGAAACCACCACCCAAAGACGCGGAAAAGAGAUCUGGGGGUCUUUUUGGCAUGUUCAGGAAACAUCAUCAUCAAUCUUCUUCGUCUUCUUCAUCAGGAAAGACACAUAAACCAUGGCAAUUCUGGAAAUCAUAG
Zychaea mexicana is the source of this 1038-nucleotide messenger RNA. RefSeq lists its product as uncharacterized. Lineage: Eukaryota; Fungi; Mucoromycota; Mucoromycetes; Mucorales; Lichtheimiaceae. The transcript has 2 exons. The record is from RefSeq and is a predicted model, not a curated record. Bases 1 to 1038 code for a protein of 345 amino acids.